AUGAAGCGGGAAUACCUUCCACUAGAUUCCCUACUAGCCUGGUUAAGGCUGAAUGGUAUUGCUACAAACGGCGUUGCUGUACAAAAACUCGACUCGGGUGAUUCUGAGACAGACAAGGGCAACGCGAUCAUAGCCACGGCAGAUAGGUCCAACGAUACCGAUGACGAACAGAUCCUCCUCCAGAUCCCACGGGACUUGGUAUUAUCAUUAGAAUCAGUGUAUGAUUACUCCAAAUCUGACCGGGAUCUCCGCGAAGUACUGGAGGCAGUAGGGGACUCUGGCAGGACAGCAAGAGGUGCAAUCAUGAUUUUCCUUCUUGUUCAAGCCACACACAACAGUCCGCAACAGCAACGGCGGAUCGGAGUCUCUAAUCCUUGGACUGAGUAUAUCAAGUUUCUGCCGUCUUCUUUCUCUUUGCCCACCUUUUGGUCUGAAGAGGAAAGGGAGCUGCUGCGGGGAACUUCUCUUGAGGCUGCAGUAGAUGCUAAAUGGAACUCGCUUCAAAAAGAAUUCGAGUUUUUCCACGAGAACACGAAAGACGUCGCUUGGUGUCAGCAGUGCUGGUGGGCCGAAAGUCCAGAUGGACUGACCUUUGAGGAUUGGAGAUAUGUCGAUGCGGCGUAUCGAUCACGCAUGCUGGAUCUACCGGGGAGUGGGCAUUCUAUGGUGCCAUGUGUCGAUAUGGUCAAUCAUAUGGCGGGCACCGCAGUUACGGCACUCUAUGAUGCGGAUUCUGAAGGAAACGCAGUUUUGAAAUUGCGCCUUGGAAAGACUUUACAAACAGGCGAAGAAGUGACGAUCUCAUACGGCGAUAAAAAGGCUGCUUCGGAGAUGAUCUUCUCCUAUGGAUUUCUAGAUGGUGACAUGGUUGAAACGACCCAAGUCAUGCUAGACAUGAAUUUUCCCGAGGCUGAUCCUCUUGGCGUUGCUAAGAAAAUGAUCUGCAAAGAUACUCCUGGAAUCCGGGUUUCGGAUGCCUCUCAAGACCCGGCGACUACCAGUCUGACAUCAUUGAAUGUAUCGGGAAACAUUAUUUGGGAUAGUCCACUGGUCUGGUGGUUAAGCGUGAAUGAAGAAGACGGACUUGAAAUUGGGAUCGCACAAACUACCGACGGAGGGAGGGAGUUAGAAGCGCAUUGGAAGGGCGAGAAGAUUCCAUCGUCCGAUCAGCUCAUUCAUCAUCUUAGCAUUGAUCCCUUGGUAGAUAUUUUCCGACUCCGUGCAGUUGUUCUGGUACUUGAACGUCUUGAAUCGCAAUUGAUACUUCUACUUGAGACAACCCAAGUCUUGGAAGCUGUCCGUGAAGACCCGGCAAUGCUGAGAAGUAUGUUCAGACCUGAGAUUUUCGACAUGGUUUUUCGACUACGGAAGCUCGAAGCCACAUUAUUGCGAAAUGCAGUUGAGAAGCUCACGGAACAGAAAAAUGAGCUGGUGAAGUCUGAGACUGUUGCUAGUUACCUUGAGCAGGCUCAAACAGAGGAGGUUGAGGAUUUCUCAUAA
This is a messenger RNA of Penicillium verhagenii, 1500 nucleotides long. Its product is annotated as SET domain-containing protein. Gene Ontology annotation, cellular component: nucleus. Gene Ontology annotation, molecular function: protein-lysine N-methyltransferase activity. Gene Ontology annotation, biological process: peptidyl-lysine monomethylation. The coding region runs from base 1 to 1500 and encodes 499 amino acids. The record is from RefSeq and is a predicted model, not a curated record. NCBI's taxonomy places the organism in Eukaryota, Fungi, Ascomycota, Eurotiomycetes, Eurotiales, Aspergillaceae. The transcript has 4 exons.